This is a messenger RNA of Letharia columbiana, 1176 nucleotides long. RefSeq lists its product as uncharacterized. Gene Ontology annotation, cellular component: cytoplasm. NCBI's taxonomy places the organism in Eukaryota, Fungi, Ascomycota, Lecanoromycetes, Lecanorales, Parmeliaceae. The record is from RefSeq and is a predicted model, not a curated record. Bases 1 to 1176 code for a protein of 391 amino acids. Gene Ontology annotation, molecular function: electron-transferring-flavoprotein dehydrogenase activity; flavin adenine dinucleotide binding. The transcript is spliced from 2 exons.
AUGUCGGACACUCACAACAUUGUCAUUUUAGGAGGCUCAUACGCAGGACUAGGCGUUGCCCAUGGCCUCCUCAAAGCUCUCCCGGGCCUCAAGACACAAACAGGCAAAUCCUACAAAGUCACCAUGAUCACUAAUAGCACCCACUUCUGGUUCUCGGUCGGCGCCCCCCGUGCCAUGUUCAUGCCCUAUCCUAAAGACAUUAUGGACUCCUUCAUUCCCAUCGAAAAGGGUUUCAAGCAAUAUUCCUCGGAGCUUUUCGACUUCGUACAUGCAGAGAUCACAGGCGUGGAAAUGGACAAGAAGAUGGUGCUCUACAAAUUGAAGAACGAGAAAGAAGAGGUGGCACCUACUACCAACACCAUCUCCUUCGACAGCCUUGUUAUUGCAACAGGCUCAAAAAGUCCUAGCCCACUCUAUAGCUACCAGGGUUCGCACGUACCUACGCUCGACGCCUACAAAGACAUCCAAUCCCGCCUCUCCUCCGUCAAAAGCAUAAUGAUAGUUGGCGGUGGCACAGCCGGCACAGAGACAGCUGGAGAAAUCGGCCACCUUCACGGCAAACAGACCUCAUCCCCCAAAGACAUUACCAUUCUCUCCGGCCACGAACGUCUCCUCAAAGGCCUUCGGCCUUCCAUCGGCCAGCGUGCGCAAGAGUUCCUCCAAGGGAUGGGUGUCAAGGUCGAGCACAACCUUCAACUCACAGAUAGCAACGAUCUUGGCAAUGGCACCACCAAAGUCAUUCUGAGUGAUGGCUCAACCCGCACCGUCGACAUGCUUCUCGUCGCUACCGGCCGCAAGCCCGCCUCUUCAUAUCUUCCUUCCUCCCUGCUCGACGAUCAAGGUCGGGUAGUGUGCGACGCCUACACGCGCGUUCCUUCGCUCAAGAAUGUGUGGGUGGCGGGUGAUAUGGCACAGAACUCUCCAGGUGGCAUCAUGUACAUUAACUUCGCCGUACCUGUUACCGUUGGCAAUAUCGUCGCUGAACUUGGUGGGAAGGGUAAAGUAAAAGAAUACAAGCCUCUGACAACGAAGGAGACGCAGUUUGUGCCGGUAGGACCAAAUUAUGGAGUCGGGGCGGCAUUUGGAUGGUGGAUUCCUAGUGCGGUGGUGAGGAUGGUGAAGGGAAAGACUAUGUUCUUUCCGAACGCUAUGAAGACUGUCAUGGGCACUGCCUAA